AGGCUGACGUGGACCGUACGGGUUAGCUGGCUUGGCGAGUUGCGGGAUUGGGGAGCGACGGGCCGGGCCGGGCCUUCGGGCCCUUGGCGGCGGCGGCGGUAUAAAGCCGGCGACGGGGAGCAUGUAAUGUCGGAAUGCGGAGGCCGCGGCGGCGGCAGCAGCAGCGACGACGCCGAAGACGAGGGUGGCGGUGGCGGCGGCCCCGCGGGCUCCGGCUCCCUCAGCCCGGCCCCGGCUGCUUCCUCAGAGGGCCGGCUCCGCCGCGGGCUGCGCGGCGCCUCUCUCAUGGCGCGCCGGCGGCCCGAGCUGCUCUGCGGGGCCGUGGCGCUCGGCUGCGCGCUGCUCCUCGCACUCAAAUUCACCUGCAGGCUAGGCGUAGACAACCUUUAGCGUCCCACAUGUUGACAAUUCAUGCACUCAUCGAUAUAGCGAUUAUUUAUCCGCACCUCUUGUGUGCGGAGCGCUCAUCCAGUCGAGCAAAAGAUGUGAUAAUUCCAGCAAAGCCACCGGUCAGCUUUUUCUCCUCGAGGUCUCUGGUUCUUGACCUCUUCCAGGGGCAGCUGGACUACGCAGAGCACAUUCGCCAGGAUUCGGAGGUGGUGCUCCUGUUCUUCUACGCUCCGUGGUGUGGACAGUCCAUCGCCGCCAGGGCAGAAAUUGAACAAGUAGCGAGUCAGCUUUCAGACCAGGUGUUGUUUGUUGCAGUUAACUGUUGGUGGAAUCAGGGGAAAUGCAGAAAACAGAAACACUUCUUUUAUUUUCCUGUAAUAUAUCUGUAUCAUCGGAGUUUUGGACCAAUCGAAUACAAAGGCCCCAUGAGUGCUGUUUACAUUGAGAAGUUUGUCCGCCGUGUGAUGAAACCACUUCUCUACAUCCCAUCUCAAUCAGAAUUACUAGAUUUUCUCUCAAACUAUGAGCCUGGAGUACUCGGGUACUUUGAGUUCAGUGGCUCACCCCAGCCUCCUGGUUAUUUGACCUUUUUCACUUCAGCGUUACAUUCAUUAAAGAAAGAUUACCUAGGAACAGUACGAUUUGGGGUUAUCACAAAUAAACAUCUUGCGAAACUGGUAUCCUUAGUACACUCUGGAAGUGUGUAUUUACAUAGACAUUUCAACACAUCACUUGUCUUUCCCAGGGAGGUCAUCAACUACACAGCUGAGAACAUCUAUAAGUGGGCCUUAGAAAACCGAGAGAUGCUCCUUCGAUGGCUGCGGCCCCACGGCGGCAAGAGUCUCCUGCUGAACAAUGAACUGAAGAAGGGACCGGCACUUUUUGUAUUUAUACCUUUUAAUCCCUUAGCCGAAAGUCAUCCUUUAAUAGAUGAGAUCACCGAAGUGGCCUUGGAGUACAACAACUGUCACGGGGACCAGGUGGUGGAGCGGCUCCUUCAGCACCUGCGGCGAGUGGACGCCCCGGUGUUCAAGUCUCUGGCGCCUGAGCCCCCAGCCCAGCUGCCGGACCCGCCGCUGAUAACGGAGUCCCCCUGCUGCAACACCGUGGUGCUGCCCCAGUGGCACUCCAUCUCCAGGACCCACAACGUGUGUGAACUGUGUGUCAACCAGACUGCCGGCGGCCUCAGGCCAAGCUCGGUCGGCAUGCCCCAGUGCAGCUUUUUUGAGAUGGCAGCAGCUCUGGAUUCUUUCUACCUCAAGGAGCAGACCUUUUAUCAUGUGGCAUCAGACAGCAUAGAAUGCAGGAAUUUUCUAAGUUUCUAUAGCCCUUUCAGCUACUACACUGCAUGUUGCAGGACCAUAAACAGGGGCGUGACAGGCUUCAUUGAUUCUGAACAAGAUGUCUUUGAAACCCCGACCAUUGCAUUUUCUUCCCUUGAGAAGAAAUGUGAGGUUGAUACCCCAAGCUCCGUUCCUCACAUUGAGGAGAACAGGUAUCUCUUUCCUGAACUGGACGUGGAUAACACAAGCUUCAUAGGCCUGAGCUGCAGAACCAACAAGACCCUGAACAUCUACCUUUUGGAUUCCAAUUUAUUUUGGUUGUAUGCAGAGAGGCUGGGUGCUCCGAGCACUGCUCGGGUGAAAGGAUUUGCUGCAAUUGUUGACGUGAAAGAAGAGUCUCAUUAUGUCCUGGAUCCAAAACAAGCUCUUAUGAAGUUCACCCUAGAGUCUUUCAUUCAAAACUUCAGCGUUCUCUACAGUCCCUUGAAAAGGCAUCUUAUUGGAAGUGACUCUUCACAGUUCCCAUCUCAGCGUUUAAUCACUGAAGUGACAACGGAUACCUUUUGGGAAGUAGUCCUUCAAAAACAGGACGUGUUGCUGCUUUAUUAUGCACAGUGGUGUGGCUUCUGUCCAGCCCUCAAUCACAUCUUUAUCCAGCUAGCUCGGCUCCUGCCUGCAGAUACAUUCACUGUGGCAAGGAUUGAUGUAUCUCAGAAUGAUCUUCCUUGGGAAUUUAUGGUUGACCGUCUUCCUACUGUCUUAUUUUUUCCCUGUAACAGAAAGGACCUAAGUGUGAAAUACCCCGAAGACCUUCCCAUCACCCUUCCAAAUCUGCUGAGGUUCAUUUUGCAUCACUCAGACCCUGCUUCUGUCCCCCAGAACUUGGUUAACCCUCCUACCAAAGAGUGUCUUCAGAGAGAGGCCGUCCUGCAGCAGGGGCACAUCUCCCAUCUGGAGAGAGAGAUCCAGAAGCUGAGGGCGGAGAUCAGCGCCCUGCAGCAGGCGCAGGGGCAGGUGGAGGCCCGGCUCUCGAGCGCGCGUAGGGAUGAGCAGCAGCUGCGGCGGCAGCAGCACACGCUGGAGAGGCAGCACAGCCUGCUCCAGCUGCACAGCGAGCAGCUGCAGGCCCUGUACGAGCAGAAAACCCGGGAGCUUGAGGAGGUGGCCCGCAAGCUCCAGGAGCUGGCCGAUGCCUCGGAGAACCUCCUCACCGAGAACACAUGGCUCAAGAUCCUGGUGGCCACCAUGGAGCAGAAACUGGAGGGCAGGGACGGGGCCGAAGACCGUGCUCCCCUGGAUGAGGUGCGAUUGGACUACCACAAGCCCUCGGGCACCCCCCGGCUACCAGCCAGCACCCCUCCGCCUUCCAACGUCAGCUCCACGCUGGCCUCCGAAAGGAGCACUGAGAACAGGACAGACUAACUUUGAAAAUAACAUGAAGAAAUCAGAGGUGAAGACUAUACAUUGCGAAUAUAUUUAUGCAAAUUUUAUUGAAAUUUAUUGUAAAUAAAGAUUUUCUCAGUGGUCUAGAAAAUCA
This is a messenger RNA of Orcinus orca (killer whale), 3210 nucleotides long. It is a transcript of the gene TXNDC11, whose product is annotated as thioredoxin domain containing 11. The coding region runs from base 135 to 3095 and encodes 986 amino acids. NCBI's taxonomy places the organism in Eukaryota, Metazoa, Chordata, Mammalia, Artiodactyla, Delphinidae. The record is from RefSeq and is a predicted model, not a curated record. The transcript is spliced from 13 exons.